Culex quinquefasciatus (southern house mosquito) is the source of this 818-nucleotide messenger RNA. RefSeq lists its product as uncharacterized. The transcript has 2 exons. The record is from RefSeq and is a predicted model, not a curated record. Lineage: Eukaryota; Metazoa; Arthropoda; Insecta; Diptera; Culicidae. Bases 132 to 686 code for a protein of 184 amino acids.
CGGGAGAAAAGUGCGGAAAAUGCGUCGAAAAACAGAUGUACGACGCGUGUGUUUCUACCAUGCGGCAACAGGAAGGUUCCCAGGUUUGAGUUUGUUUAUUCCGGUGACACUGGAACGGGUUUAAUAGAGGGAUGCCCGGAAUGUUCGGAAUGCUUCGCAACAGAUGCUCUCUUCGAUCCCCGCCAGAAUGCCAGCAUCCGCUCACGGGAGGAAGCCGCCGGUGUGACUGGGUCGACGCCGGGAAGGGAGCGGAGACGGCGAUCUACGGAGUUCCAUUGGACCUGCAGCUGGACUCGGGCUCAGGCAUCACCAUCAUCUCCAGACAGAACUGGGUCAAUGUCGGGUCACCUCCAACGUCUCCACCGGACUGCAAUGUGCAGACAGCUUCCGGGGACAAACUGGGCAUCGAGGCGAUGUUCAGAGCAACCUACACCAUCGGCGGAACGCACAAGGAGAGCAAUUGCUAUGUUUGUAGCGCUGACCUUUCCCUCAACGUUCUAGGCUCCGACUUGAUGGACGAGUUCGGGCUCUGGGACGUACCCUUUUCGUCGUUCUGCAAGCUGGUCGGAACUCAAACACCGAAUCAGCAAGUGGUCGAGCUGAAGGCCAAGUUCCUCGAAGUGUUCAACGAUAGCCUGGGCCUGUGCCCCAAAACGUGCGCCUCGUUCUCAAGCCAGAUGUCCUAGGACCUGGGACUCUACCGCUACAACCGGGUCUCUCCCGGUGUCAAGAGCGCCCCCCGGCGCGUUUCAGCAGAUCAUGGGUACCAUGCUGGGUGGAGUUCCGUGAUACAGCUCCGUUUCUCGACGACAUCCUGG